Messenger RNA from Aureobasidium namibiae CBS 147.97, 1587 nucleotides. RefSeq lists its product as uncharacterized. The coding region runs from base 1 to 1587 and encodes 528 amino acids. Lineage: Eukaryota; Fungi; Ascomycota; Dothideomycetes; Dothideales; Saccotheciaceae. The record is from RefSeq and is a predicted model, not a curated record. The transcript is spliced from 2 exons.
AUGCGUGAUACAAUGACUGGGCUUCUAGCCCUGCCUUCUGCUCUGUUCGCCAUCAUCUUUGCGACACCAUCUUACAGUCAAGACUGGCCUUACAACUUACCGCUCAGUGCGAAAUAUUAUCCUGAACACGAACACCACAUCAAACGAGAUCUCGAAAUACAGCAGAAACUCAAUACAGCCACACCAUCUGGUGUUCGCAAGAUGAGCGACCAUGAAGGAGAAAAGUUCUUUCUGGAUUACUGGCACUUUGACGAGCAGACAUUUGAGUCCAUUGAGAUGGCUCGGCCUCUAAGCGCUCGACGCUCGGUCAGCUCUGCAGCACUGUUGUCGAACAUCUCCACCGUUGAAGAAUUGCUCCCACCGCUGCUCUUGCAUGCAGAACCUCAACAGUUUGUUCCAUCUCACAGAUUCUUUGGUCGCAGCUUAUCCGAACGGGCAUUUCAAUGCCCUACUGGGACCAACAGCUGCGCAUCGAUUGGAUACCCCAACAGCUGUUGUGCUACUAGCGAAACCUGCAUCUCGCUCCCAGAAAAUGAUGGAGCAACGAUAGGCUGCUGCCCGGAUGGUGCAAACUGUAAUGGUCAGAUUGGAUUGUGUGAUACUGCCGCAGGAUACACGGACUGUGAGAAUGAAAAUGACGGUUGCUGCAUUCCCGGCUAUACAUGUCAGGGUGCUGGAUGCAUAUAUGCAUCGACCGCUACAACCACUACCACGUUACCAAUAGUCACCGUGACUACUGGAGCUUCAUGGUCAACGUUGUCCGAUAGCACGACUACCCAAACCUUCGUUGUGCCAGCAAGUUCUGGCUCACAAACGGCUUCGGUCUGCACUACUACAACUACUCUAGUAGUGACAAGUUCUGGAAACGCCUUGACAACGACGAUUGUUGAAACGACGACCAUACUUGCAUCUUCGGGGGCAUCGACGACAUCGUCUGUCUCUGAAACUCCGACCAGCCCUUCGUCUUCGGGCCAAGGCCCAUUGACCUGCAGUCCUGGUUUCCAAACAUGUCCAGCAAGUCUUGGAGGCGGUUGCUGCCAUACUGAUCGAGCCUGUGGUUCUGUGACUUGCCCUCCGUUGUCUACCGCUGCUCCACCUGUUCUGCCAACAAGUGGGUCUGGGCCAGUCUCAACUUCAGCUCUGCCGUCAAGCACCGAGUCCCGCAAGACUACCUCCACAUCAAGUACCGUCACGUUUUCUGGCUGUCCGACUGGGUUCUAUAUGUGCUCAGCAUAUUAUUUGGGCGGAUGCUGCCGAGUCGGAAGGAACUGCGACACGACUAGUUGCCCUACUUCUGCAAGCACAGCUGUGGUCACAAACUCCGGACUGACAGUGAUCGCUCCUAGCGGUGCCAGCUCUGCAGCUCUCACUGGACACUGUGCGAACGGUUGGUUUAGUUGUCCGGCCAGUGUGGGCGGAGGAUGUUGUCCAUCUGGCUAUGGUUGUGGGACAAGCUGUACGGCCAUGGCUAGUGGACAGAGCAACGUUGGCAAAGAAGCGCCUAGUGAGGCAGCAAAUGCAAGAGCGUGUGGAUGGGUUCUUUUGGGCUUAAGUGUUAUUUCGGGGCUUGGAGUGGUAUUUCUAUGA